Messenger RNA from Argentina anserina (silverweed cinquefoil), 1890 nucleotides. RefSeq names its product disease resistance RPP13-like protein 4. Lineage: Eukaryota; Viridiplantae; Streptophyta; Magnoliopsida; Rosales; Rosaceae. Gene Ontology annotation, biological process: defense response to other organism. The coding region runs from base 1 to 1890 and encodes 629 amino acids. The transcript has a single exon. The record is from RefSeq and is a predicted model, not a curated record.
AUGUCUACUUCAUCAUCCAAAGACGCAGAGAAAUGCAUCCCCAAGUUGCUGGUUCGUCUCAGCGAAGCCCGGAAGGCGGCCAACACCGACGACCCGGCGGCUCAAAACAGCUUCCAAAGAAUCCAUGAAGAGCUUGAGAUCAUGCAGAACAUGCUACUCCUACCCAGAGCCAAACAGUGGGAGCAAACUCUCUCAGACCAAUUCAACGCCUUGGAACGCCGUCUCGACAAGUUCAUCUUGGGAUCCCAAGACGGCGAGGCCAUGACCAGCGUGGCCAUCAACCGCGUGCUUGAUCCCAUUUUCGAAAACGUCGAAAACAUCAAGCUCGCUAUUCCUCUUGUCGAGUCCAUGCCUUCGUUUCAACAUGUUCAGGAGUCAUGGACGCGUUCUUCUCAGAGUCAUCAAGUAGCGCAGAAGAAGUCACAGGUGUGGUCUCAACUUGACGUGGAGUAUGGUCUGUACGAGAGUGCAGCCAUGAAUAGUAUAAAGCUGAGCUAUGAUCGUUUAGAGAGCAUCGAGCUGAAGAUGUGCUGUCUAUCUCUUUCGAUCUUUCCUGAGGGUUCUGUGAUAAAGAAGAGGCCUCUGAUUUACUUCUGGAUUGGCCAGGGUUUCGUUACAAGAACACAAGACGAGACAGCAGAGGAGGCAGGCGAAGAAGUCUUCAGAAAGCUCAUGACAUGCAACUUGAUUCAACCACAUGUGAAUGCUUCCAGUAUAUUUGUGAAUAAUUGUACAAUGCAUCCUUGGAUUCAUCGCAUGUUGAUGUUCUUGGCUCAUGAAGCCGAGCUUUUCGACUUCAGUUCAAGAUUGCCAUUCAAGGAAACUCUGAAGUCUAGUUUGGGUGUUUGCUUAACUUUUGAUAAGCCAGUUCCUGAGUUACCUCCAGCUGGUUUCGACAAUGUAAUACCUAUGGUCUUCAAUGUGAGUGCCCAAUAUCUGGUACUAAAACCAGAAUGGUUGAUAGGGUUGAAGACACUCACGGUUCUUCAGCUGGGGAGAUGGCAGAACUCGACUUCUCAUCACAUUGAAGUGGAUGAUGAAGCAUUUCUAGAUGGAUUAGGAUCUCUGAAGCACUUGAAGUAUUUUAGCCUCCGCGGAAUGUCAACAAUUGCCAAGCUCCCUUCUGCUCUCCUUAAGCUUAUCAGCCUUGAAAUUUUGGACCUAAGAGCAUGUCACAACUUGGAGAUGUUGCCUUCGGAUAUCUCAUCGUUGAGGAUGCUCACACAUUUGGAUGUGUCAGAGUGUUACUUGCUUGACAAUAUGCCAAAGGGGAUUGACAAACUCUCUAGCCUAGAAGUUCUGGAAGGUUAUGUGAUAGGAGGACCAAAAAGAACUCCCUGCAGAGUUGGUGAUCUAGCCAAGCUGAAGAAAUUAAAGCGGCUCAGCAUACACAUGGGAAAUGAAGCUGUAGUUAAGGAGGGGGAGUUGGAAGAGUUGGAGAAUUUUCAAUCUCUUCACCGCCUCAAGAUAUCAUGGGGAGUGGUUGCUCCAAAGUUGAGGGAAAAAGUUUCUCAACAGUCCUUGAAACUUUCAUUUCCACCCAAUUUAGAAAAGUUGGAACUUCAAGGCAUCCCAUUAGGACAUGCACCUGAAUGGUUGAAGCCUAGCAAAUUGAAGAAGUUAAAGAAACUCUAUAUUAGGGGUGGAAGGCUUGAUAUUUUGAAUCACAAGGAGACUGAAGAGUGGAAAGUUGAAGUCUUGCGUCUCAAGUACUUGAAGAAAUUGGAAAUAGGAUUUCAACAGUUGCUGGAAGAGUUUCCAAAUCUGCGGUACUUGGAGAAAAUUGACUGCCAUAUGAUUGAAGGGAACACAUAUGAUAAAGACAUUGUUUGGAGCAAAGUGGAAGGCGAUAUAUCAGAUAGGUAUAUCGAUGCUAAGAAAGAAAGUUAG